Molecule: messenger RNA, 763 nt
Organism: Ceratosolen solmsi marchali
Lineage: Eukaryota; Metazoa; Arthropoda; Insecta; Hymenoptera; Agaonidae
Exons: 2
Coding region: 144-701 (185 amino acids)
Source: RefSeq, a predicted model, not a curated record
CUCGCGUGUAAGUAGCCCUCGACGCCCUAAAGUCACAAUAUCGAAAACGCGCCUUUUGUCUCGGCUCGCGAUCACCGGAUCAAACGUCUAAGAUGGCCACUGUCAAACAGACCAGGCCGUAAGCUGCAGCCAAGGAGACGUCGAUGUUUUUCUUCUGGUCGCGGGAGCCGACGGCGGCCGCAGUCGCCGCUAGCCCACGAGCCGGACCCUGGUUCGCCUGGUUCGCUACCGCGGCCUUCCUCUGGCGUUAUCGGCGAUGCAUCGCUAGGACGGUCUUCGGCGCCGUCUCCUCGAUGCGAGUCCUGAAGAACCACCGUAACACGGCGACCUCACUCGUCACCCCCAAGAGCCAUUACAUCCGACAGUGCCACCAGCGUAAUAUCAAGUGCCGUUCGUCCUCGGUCUCCCGGCUCUACAACAGGCAAAACCAGCGCAUCUGCCACAAGCGCGAGACAAACAGUAGCAAGGGGAACAUCAUAAGCGUACCGCAGAAGCCACAUGUCGUCGGCGUGAAGCCUCGACUGAAACGGCUGCACAUGGGUGACGGCUCAUACAUUACGAGUUCGGCUCUCAGACUCACGACACGUAGGCUCCAACUGAACUCCAACUGCUUGCAAAUAAGCCAUCAGAUGUAUUACAAAGUGACGAGGAGCGGACGCACCUACGGCAAGUAUUGGAACGAUGAGGCACUCGAUAAGUAGAAUCGUCGAAAUUUCCGACUGGCGUCAAUAGUCCCCGUUUGUAUUGCUUCUUUUCAUUUGUC